CCGAGACGCUGCUGUCCGAGUACGACCGCCAGUCGAUGAGAACACUGAAUACAUCCUUCGCAUCCACAUUCUCGUGCUUCCGCUGCAACAGGUGGCCACAUUUCUAGAGUCCUCUCACGGGUGCCCAUAAGCAUACAUCUGUAAAACGGCGUUAUCGCGCCACGUCCCGGAAUCCAGUGACGACGCCUACACGCCACUUCUACGCUCAUUACUGAGCACUGGGACGAACCACUCAUUGAUAUCGCCCUCGGCGUGCUGCUUGAAGUGCAUCCGGCUACGUGCAGUCGGGUACACGCUAACCCAUGCUUCCACAGUACAGCAUCCAUCUCCUCGUGUCCUCUUUCCUCGGUUGCACAAGAAGGAAAUGCAAGCGGACCGGACCCCGAUGUGCGCUUCCCAACCCCUCCCUCUCCCUCUGGUCAACUCGUCGGAUGAGACAUGCGCUUUCUGGUAACUCCAUGCGCUGGCCGAAUGUCUGAGCCAGCUGCUGAGCGGUCCAUCGCACCUGAGUGUAACUCGGCGGGAAGAUCCGCAUGUGAACGGUCUUUGCAAGAGUGGGAUGAAGGGGACGAGCAGCACGCCCGAGUGAAUCCCGAUCUGGGUUUCUUGCGCAUCUGUCGUCUCCCGCCGUGCUGCAUGUGGGGCGAGGACAACCUGCUUUUGCAGUGGCCGCUCACCUGCAACUCGUCCCCAUAAUCAGGGGCUUCUCGUCAUUCGGUUCUCUUAACGCACUGCAGAUUGUCGAUUGUCGUCGCGCGUCAUUGACCCUCGAGACACCUCCGUCCGCUUCUCCUGCCCUCGGUCAUCAUGAUGAAGGGCAUGGGCUCGGCUGCAUCGCCUUCUUUCGCUUUUUCCCGGAUCUCUCAACUUCGAUGAGGGUUUGAGCUGGCGCACUCGCUCGACACACAGUUUGUUGACUUUUGCGGGCCGCAAUACUCGUUAUUAACUCCAACACCCUUGGAUCUGCGUCAGGAUCCUUUACUCACCGCAUGAUAAAUUAUUAGUGCAGAUCCCCAGACACUAACCGAGAUGUUGAAUUGUCUCGCAUGUGGUCCGGUGGCGGACAAGGCCUAUUUCCGCUUCGAGAUUCGCUAAUAGCGUUGCGAUUCUGGCUUUUCGCUACACUUCGGAUAUGUUACCAAACCAUGUAUUUC
Messenger RNA from Mycena citricolor, 1154 nucleotides. The record is from the annotation of a GenBank genome assembly. NCBI's taxonomy places the organism in Eukaryota, Fungi, Basidiomycota, Agaricomycetes, Agaricales, Mycenaceae.